Messenger RNA from Scomber japonicus (chub mackerel), 530 nucleotides. RefSeq names its product NADH:ubiquinone oxidoreductase subunit B2 (gene ndufb2). The record is from RefSeq and is a predicted model, not a curated record. Gene Ontology annotation, cellular component: mitochondrial inner membrane. NCBI's taxonomy places the organism in Eukaryota, Metazoa, Chordata, Actinopteri, Scombriformes, Scombridae. The transcript is spliced from 4 exons. Bases 124 to 429 code for a protein of 101 amino acids.
CGUUGUUAGGAAGCCCGUUUAUUGACAAGGGGAGAAGGUGACUCCUCUGCUAGCAGCUCCGCUACUCCCACAUAUUUUAACAAAUAACCCAAAAUAGGAGGGUUGUGAGCCGGGUAAACCAUCAUGUCUUCUUUCGGGAGGGCGCUGGGAGUCCUUCGGGCCGGAGCUCAGGCUCUUAAACGUGGACCACAAAGAAUAACGACCCGAAAGGCCGGUGGAGGUCCGCACAUUGAGGCACAGUAUAGACAGUAUCCACAGCUGACCAAGAAACAGAAGUUUGAGUCAGAGCUCCUCAGUGGUGCCAUGUGGUUUUGGAUCCUGUGGCACUGCUGGCAUGAUCCAGAUGCAGUGCUGGGUCACUUCCCAUGGCCCGAUGCCUCCGCAUGGACAGACGAGGAGCUGGGAAUCCCAGCAGAUGACGAGGAAUAAGGUCAUGAGUGAUUGAAGCUGCCGGACGAGUCUCUGAACAUCUUCAGGAUAUUCUGAAAGUCACCGUUGUACAUAAACUAAUAAAACAUUUAAGUGUUAAA